UGGCAGAAAUUCCGGCGCCUGCAAUAGAGGAGGUUGCUGUGACAGACAUUCCUGCGCCAGCAACAGAGGAGGUUGCUGCCACAGAAACUCCUGCAUCAACAACAGAGGAUAUUGCUGCUACGAACAUUCCAGAACCACCAAUAGAGGACGUUGCUGCCACAGAGAUUCUUGCACCAGCAACAGAGGAGGUUGCUGUGUCAGAAACUCCUGCGCCAGCAGCAGAGGAGGAUGCUGCUACAGAAAUUCCUGCGCCAGCAAUAGAGGAGGUUGCUGCUACAGAAACUCCUGCGCCAACAAUGGAAGAAGUUGCUGUUGCAGAAACUCCUGCGCCAGCAGCAGAGGAGGUUGCUGCUACAGAAACUCCUGCACCAGCAACAGAGGAGGUUGCUGCUACAGAAAGUCCUGCGCCAGCAACAGAAACGGUUGCUGUGACAGAAAUUCCGGCGCCAGCAAUAGAGGAGGUUGCUGUGACAGAAAUUCCGGCGCCAGCAAUAGAGGAGGUUGCUGUGACAGAAAUUCCGGCGCCAGCAAUAGAGGAGGUUGCUGCUACAGAAACUCCUGCGCCAACAAUGGAAGAAGUUGCUGUUGCAGAAACUCCUGCGCCAGCAGCAGAGGAGGUUGCUGUUUCAGAAACUCCUGCGGCAGCAGCAGAGGAGGUUGCUGCUACAGAAAUUCCUGCGCCAGCAACAGAGGAGGUUGCUGCUACAGAAAGUCCUGCGUCAGCAACAGAGGAGGUUGCUGUUGCAGAAACUCCUGCACCAGCAACAGAGACGGUUGCUGUGACAGAAAUUCCGGCGCCAGCAAUAGAGGAGGUUGCUGUGACAGAAAUUCCGGCGCCAGCAAUAGAGGAGGUUGCUGCUACAGAAACUCCUGCGCCAACAAUGGAAGAAGUUGCUGUUGCAGAAACUCCUGCGCCAGCAGCAGAGGAGGUUGCUGUUUCAGAAACUCCUGCGGCAGCAGCAGAGGAGGUUGCUGCUACAGAAACUCCUGCACCAGCAGCAGAGGAGGUUGCUGUGACAGAAAUUCCGGCGGCAGCAACAAAGAAAGUUGCAGCUACAGAUAUUCUUGCACCAGCAACUGAGAAGAUUGCUGUGACAGAAACUCCUGCGCCAGCAAUAAAGGAGGUUGCUGUGACAGAAAUUCCGGCGCCAGCAAUAGAGGAGGUUGCUGUGUCAGAAACUCCUGCGACAGCAAUAGAAAAGGUUGCUGUGACAGAAACUCCAACACCAGCAACAGAGGAAGUUGCUGUGACAGAAACUCCAGCAUCGGCAACAGAGAAGGUUGCUGUGACAGAAACUCCUGUGCCAUCAACAGAGGAGGUUGCUGUGACAGAAACUCCUGCGCCAGCAACAGAGGAGGUUGCUGUGACAGAAAUUCCGGCGCCAGCAAUAGAGGAGGUUGCUGUGACAGAAACUCCUGUGCCAGCAACAGAGGAAGUUGCUGUGACAGAAACUCCAGCAUCGGCAACAGAGAAGGUUGCUGUGACAGAAACUCCUGUGCCAGCAACAGAGGAGGUUGCUGUGACACAAACUCCUGCGCCAGCAACAGAGGAGGUUGCUGUGACAGAAAUUCCGGCGCCAGCAAUAGAGGAGGUUGCUGUGACAGAAACUCCAACACCAGCAACAGAGGAUGUUGCUGCCACAGAAACUCCCGCAUCAACAAUAGAGGAUAUUGCUGCUACGAACAUUCCAGCACCACCAAUAGAGGACGUUGCUGCCACAGAGAUUCUUGCACCAGCAACAGAGGAGGUUGCUGUGACAGAAACUCCUGCGCCAGCAACAGAGGAGGUUGCUCUGACAGAAGCUCCUGCGCCAGCAACAGAGGAGGUUGCUGUGACAGAAAUUCCGGCGCCAGCAAUAGAGGAGGUUGCUGUGACAAAAAUUUCUGCGCCAGCAACAAAGGAAGUUGCAGCUACAGAUAUUCUUGCACCAGCAACAAAGAAAGUUGCAGCUACAGAUAUUCUUGCACCAGCAACUGAGAAGAUUGCUGUGACAGAAACUCCUGCGCCAGCAAUAAAGGAGGUUGCUGUGACAGAAAUUCCGGCGCCAGCAAUAGAGGAGGUGGCUGUGUCAGAAACUCCUGCGACAGCAAUAGAAAAGGUUGCUGUGACAGAAACUCCAACACCAGCAACAGAGGAAGUUGCUGUGACAGAAACUCCAGCAUCGGCAACAGAGAAGGUUGCUGUGACAGAAACUCCUGUGCCAGUAACAGAGGAGGUAGCUGUGACAGAAACUCCUGCGCCAGCAACAGAGGAGGUUGCUGUGACAGAAAUUCCGGCGCCAGCAAUAGAGGAGGUUGCUGUGACAGAAACUCCUGUGCCAGCAACAGAGGAAGUUGCUGUGACAGAAACUCCUGCGCCAGCAACAGAGGAGGUUGCUGUGACAGAAAUUCCGGCGCCAGCAAUAGAGGAGGUUGCUGUGACAGAAAUUUCUGCGCCGGCAACAAAGGAAGUUGCAGCUACAGAUAUUCUUGCACCAGCAACUGAGGAGAUUGCUGUGACAGAAACUCCUGCGCCAGCAAUAGAGGAGGUUGCUGUGACAGAAAUUCCGGCGCCAGCAAUAGAGGAAGUUGCUGUGACAGAAACUCCUGCGCCAGCAAUAGAGGAGAUUGCUGUGACAGAAACUCCUGCGCCAGCAAUAGAGGAGGUUGCUGUGACAGAAAUUCCGGCGCCAGCAACAGAGGAAGUUGCUGUGACAGAAACUCCAGCAUCAGCAACAGAGGAGUUUGCCUCAGCGGAAGCUAUUUCACCAGCAAUAGAGGAGAUUUCUGCUACGGAGAUUCCUGCUGAGGAGGUUGCUGCAUCAGAGAUCCCUGCGUCAGCAUAUGAGAAAACAAAUGUAGAUCAAAAUACGCUUUCAAUGAAGGCAAACACAGAAAUGUGUUUUCCUCAGAACGUGAAAAUUGACUCACACAUUGAAAAUGUGGGAGAAAUUGAUUUAGAAAUUCCUGCAGAGACGCAGGUUGAGUUGGAUCUUCUGCAAAUGACAACAGACACAAUGCAGAGUGAAUUGCAUCUAGGCUCAAUUGCGGAACGCGAAGUCAAAAAGUGGUACAAUGCUGUCGAGAUGCCCAACAAUCCCUAUGCCCCCGAGGCGCUCAAGCAACGCAUUAGCGGCACCCAAGAGCGCUUCAUGGACGUACCCAACAUCAGUCCUAGUGUGGAACAAAAGGCGUUGGCGCAGAUGACCACCGAAAUCGUGGAGCCUGCUAGUCGUGCCGAGGACUACAAGCGCUAUAGUCGGGAUUAUUACAUCAACGAUGCGCCCAGCGAGAGCAGCAAAGCGCAGUCUUUGGCUGGCAGCGUCAGUGCCAGCGCCUGCAGCAUGGAGCCAACAACAGCGCCAACCGAUGAGGAUAUUGUCAUCAAUGAGGCUUCAAAUGCAAACAAAAAUGCAGCCGACGCGUCCUGUGUUUAUACAGCAAUGCCCGUUCAGGUGAUCGAAGAGGGCAAUGCGAGUCUGGAGACGCAAUCGAAUCCAUCGAUGCAAUCGCAGCACACGACCAGCGAUGACUCGGAUACGGUGCGUAUCUACGACUUCAAUAACCAGGAGACACGAGUCAUCAGCAAGUCGGAAACUGUGGGCGAACAGCCCAGCACAUCGAGCACAUUAUCUAUGGAGUCGGCACUUAGUGCACCCUCCGCCUCCUCCUCCUCCAUAGAUGCGUCUCGCAAACGUGAAAGACCCGUCGUGCUUCAAUUUGGACCCGCUGAUGCGGUGCCCACAGUCUGUUCGUCACCCACAAUGACUCCGACGCGCGGCUCCACGCCACCAGCUUUUAGAUUUCUGCAGCCGAAGCGACGCCUAAUCGAACCAAGCCAAGUUCUGUCCAUAGACGAAGAUGAAGUGCCUGAACCAAGCACGCCGGUGGAAAAACCGCCAAUUGAAGAUGAAGUGGCACAUGCGAUGCCCUCAGUGAAAGCGCUGGCUCAAGCCUUUCUGCUGACCAGCAAACGAACGCAGCCCGAACGUCGCUGGCGAAAGACUGUGCGACUGAUUGCGCCACCCGAGACACCAGAGAAACCAUCCACGCCAGUGUCACGUAGGCAUAUGCUGCAACAUGCCGUCUCCAUGGCUGAGGUGGCCGAUGAAUCCACAAUUGCCUCCGAUUUGUCAUCACUCGAAACCGAUCCAUCCAUACAUUCGGAGAGCCAACCCAGUCCCAUUCCCGUUGCCGCACAGGCGAGUCCAGUCCCCGUGCGUCGUGGCUUCCUCAGGAGUAAUAUUGCUUUCUUUGAGAAUUUAAAGUUUAAGUGAAUAUGCCGCCGAGAUCCCUUUUUGAGAUGCGCGCGGCCCUUGGUUGCCUAUUCCAUGCCAGGAAUAUGCACAACAAUGGGAGCAGAGCAUCAUGCACCUGGAUACCAAAUCAAUAUAUCAAUUCACAACCAAAUAAUCAUGUGCCAUGGCCAGACACACAUUCAAAAGUAUUCAGAUGAUGAUAAGAAGUACUUAAACAAUUGUCGCCCAGUGUGCGUUAACUAAUGUUAAUUCUAGUUGAUACUUUACUAAUUAAUUAACUAUCCAUGGAUACUAUUUAUUACAUAUUUUAUCUAUUUAUAAGAAAUGUUCUUAGCUUUAAGCUUUGCAAACAUCAUUUGAAUUUGUUAUUUAUCGGACCUGUACCUCGAUAUAAACAUAAAAUGUCGAUGUAUCAUCAUUUAAAUAAUAUUACAUUAAACUUACAAUAAAACAAUUUGAGUGUUACUAUUUAUUGUUUACCUGUUCACAGCUUUAUUACAUCGAUUCUAUCUACCGGCUGCCAGUUGAGAUUUAUAAAUACGUAAUUUCAAAUGAUUCACAAUUUAAAAUAAUUUGGGCAAUGGGAAUAUAAAUUAAUUAAUUCAAUAUGGUAUCAUGUCUAAUAUUAUACGAUUUGUACAAGUCACAAUUGGUAUUUUAUUUCUAUGCGUGUAUAUUUAUAUAAAAAAUAAAUUCUAUUGCUCCCAAUUACAUUCAAAAUGCGAUCCUCCAGAGCCAAGAGAGUGAUUGAGGGUGUUUUCGUAUUAUUUUGGAGUUUUGUGAUUUCCUAUCAUAUCAUUUCAAUUAGCACAUUUGGAAUGAUGAUCACUUCGUUUUAUUUUUCCCACUGCCAACUAUGGUGUGCUGUGGGUGUGAUGUGGAUGCUCCGCCAGGUAGAUAACAUACACCAGAGGGAUGACGACACAGAGUGCGAGAAUAAAUAUUAGCAGGCAUAUCCAGGACAUGUCGCAAUCCGAGCCAGACCAGUCGAUGGCCCGCAACGAUGGACCCGGUAUCGGACGCAAACGGGGCACAUGUCUGUCCACUAGCAUGUCGUCCAGCAAGGCUGUACUGUCAUCCAAAGUCUGCUCCCUGUUGCCUGUAUAUAAGGAAUAUCAUCAAUAACGUUAAUCAACUUAUUUCGAAAGCAUCAAUUGAAUUAAAUAUACAAAUUUCAAUCAAGAA
This is a messenger RNA of Drosophila sulfurigaster albostrigata, 5423 nucleotides long. It is a transcript of the gene M7BP, whose product is annotated as calphotin. The coding region runs from base 297 to 4256 and encodes 1319 amino acids. The transcript is spliced from 10 exons. Lineage: Eukaryota; Metazoa; Arthropoda; Insecta; Diptera; Drosophilidae. The record is from RefSeq and is a predicted model, not a curated record.